AUGAGCCUGGACAGUUCCUCGAGCAAUAGCAGCCACCAACUGGGCAACAGUUUCGUGAAGAUCUUCUACCGCAUCCACCCGGCCGAUAAAUUGCAAUUCGACACGGUGAAGUUGCGGAGCAACAGCAGGAUAUACGUGAAGAAGACGGUGCACUUGAAGCCGGACGCCUCGGAUUACUGGGAGUUCGAGACCGACGGCGUGUUCAACAACAGCAAGCAGGAGGAGGUGUUCCAAAAGGUCGUGGACCGUUCCUUGGAAAAGUUGGAGUACGGGCACAAUGCCGUGAUUGUGUGCUUUGGAAAACCCGGCACUGGGAAAUCGGCCACUUUAGCUGGAUUGGAGUUUACAGAAGAAAACUACGGGUUGGCUCCGAGGAUAAUAAAAGAGUUGCUGAGGAUCAAACAAGCGCAAAAGAACAGGCGCAUCUGCAUAAAGAUGUCGUACGCGGAGUUCUCCAAAAUGACAGUGUACGAUUUACUCAAAGAGUACCCGCAUUGCGUCAAUGACAACAUGAAACUAUCGCAAAAACUGGUCAGAAAGAAGGUCAGAUCGCAAUUGGAAGCCCUGAAAGAACUUUACGCCGCUGAAGGUCGUAAAAUAACAAAGAGAGUAAAAAACUACAUGUCUCAUGUAAACAACAGCGUUUUAACAUUCUACGUAACCACAGAAGAUACGGAAUACAACAUUCAUAAGCAGAUAACAGGAAAGAUUCAUUUGGUGGACAUGGCUGGAUCGGAUUGCUUUGGAUCGAUAUCCAGCAUGUUGAAAGACAAAUACGAAAUAUCCGAGGCCAAUUUGAACAAGACCUACAUGGAGCAGUUUUUUCUGGCGCUGUGCACCAGGUCCAAAGAGAUGAUUAAAAUCAAAAGUAGAAUGAACCCGUUCAUUUAUUUUCUUGGAGACGACCUGAAAGGUCAAAGCGCUUUGAGAUUUAUUGGACACAUAACAACAUUGAAAGAGGACGCCACGUUAACAGUAUCUAUGCUGAAGUUCGGUCAAAUCGUCAGAGGUUUCAAGCCUACCAUAGUUAAUUUAGAAUACGAAAUCAGUCCCGAACACAAAUUAAAGUAUUUGCAGGACAAAGUAAUCGAACUGCAAAACGAGAGAAUCCAAAGCUCGAUACUCCUCAAUCAGGACAUGAGCAUCUGCAUGAACUGCGACAGAAUCAAACACCUCAAGAAGACAGUCAAGGAGUACCUCCAGAACCAGAUCAGCGAAAUCGAAGUGAUGUCCGUGGCGGACGCGUCCACCGUCUUCAGGCACUUCAAGGACUUAGUGGAUCAAAUGGAGAAUGAAAUCAAGUUGCUCAAAGACGCCAGUUCGAAGAGGGACUCGGACACCUCCAUACCCGUGAAAAAAACACUGAAAAAGAAACGCAGCGGCACCUCCGUCCAAACCGCCGUCUCCGAGCAAGUCAUCCUGCUACCUGAAGAGGAUCACUUGAGGCAACAGAUCAGGCAACACACUAAGAUGUCGGAAGCCAAGAGAGAGUCGUACUCGAUGUCCGAAUUCUCCAUCGGCAAGAGCAAGAAGAACAAAUCGCGCAGCGCCCUGGCGAGGGUGUCGUUGCGCCGGCGCUCCUUCUCCGGCAACGUCAGCAACGAGCAGUUGGCCGAUCAGUACGUGGUGCCCGACAACGUGCCGGAGAACAUGGAGGUGUGGAACGACUACGUCAAGAACAGCCAGUACACGCUGAUCGCCGAGCAGUACAGGGAGAACGAGAAGAGCGUCCUGGACUCGUACAGCGAGUACAUCAACGAGAUGAAGCUGUUGCAGGAGUACAAGCACCAAACGGAAGCCAUGAAGCAGGAGCUAUUGGAAGCGAAGGUGCUGAUGGAGUUCAAGGAGAAAUCGGGCGGUGUGGACGAGCAGACCGAGCAAAUAUUGAACGAGGCCGAUUCGAUUUGUAUGAGGAACAUGGUGAAAGCGGAGAAAUCGAUGCUGGACCAGCAGGAAAUCGUCCUGAGGUGUCUGUCAGAGUUCAAAAUCUACCUGAACAAUCGCAAGGAAUUGAAGAAGAAACUGAACGAAGACUAUGACAGUUACUGCAAAACCAAAUUGAACAUGUCGCUGCCGGCUGCGAAGAGUUUCAGCGAUUUGGAUAUGAUACCCGAAGCGCAACGGAUCGAAAUUGACGAUAAGUGUAGAGACGAACCCCACGCUAACGUGGACAAAGAGGUUUUGGAGCAUGAAAGGAAGAAACAGCAUACGAUCUUGACCAAAGUUAUGCUGUACGAAAAGAAGAAGAUUGAAAGGGAAAAGUAUUACAACAAGCCGUACCGUUUGGUACCGCUUCCGGUCCAUCGCGAUGCGCCCACUCGAUACAAACCGGUUGCCCCCGAUUGUCCCUGA
Molecule: messenger RNA, 2352 nt
Organism: Phyllotreta striolata
Lineage: Eukaryota; Metazoa; Arthropoda; Insecta; Coleoptera; Chrysomelidae
Source: the annotation of a GenBank genome assembly